AUGGCAAUAUUCAGUUUAAGGUCAUUGGAUCUUUGUUGGACACACCAUGCACUAAAGUAUUUUCUAUUUACUAGAGAUAAUAAGUCCCCAGCAGGCCUUAAGUGGUCAAGGAUGCCAAGAAUCUCUGGGAAGUAUGCAAUGGCGGAGGGAUGUUGCAGACAAAUUCAGAAUGGCCCCUCUAUGGUACUUAGACUUGGAACGCUCAAUGUUGGAUCACUGACUGGCCGCAGCAUGGAAAUCGCAGAAAUGCUCGAGCGUAGAAGGAUUGAUAUCUGCUGCCUUCAGGAAACCCGAUGGAAAUCGAAUGGUUUCUGUCAUGUUAACUCAGACAAAGAAAAAUAUAAACUAUUCUGGAAUGGUCAAAAGACGGCCAAAAAUGGUGUUGGAAUUUUUGUCAGAGAACCGCUAGCCCAAGAAGCGAUCUCAAUGGCCACGUUGAAGAGAAAACAGAUGGUUUUGACAACGUACAUGGCGGUUUUGGCUAUAGAAAACGGAAUGAAGAUGGCAACCGCAUCCUUGAGUUUGCUGAAAGUCACGGGUUUUGUUUACUGA
Helobdella robusta is the source of this 552-nucleotide messenger RNA. RefSeq lists its product as hypothetical. Gene Ontology annotation, molecular function: catalytic activity. The record is from RefSeq and is a predicted model, not a curated record. The transcript is spliced from 3 exons. The coding region runs from base 1 to 552 and encodes 183 amino acids. NCBI's taxonomy places the organism in Eukaryota, Metazoa, Annelida, Clitellata, Rhynchobdellida, Glossiphoniidae.